AUGGCCACGCUCAGAUUCUUACUCUCCAAAACAACGUCCCAAACCCUCUACAAGUCCGUCCAACCUCGUCGUUUCAAUGGCUCUCCUAUGGUUUCUCAAUUUCUCAGAAGUCUUUACUCUCUUAUUUCCCAAGAAUUCCAAUUCCGUUCCUGCAACAAAUUCCAUUCCUUGCAUUCCAGGACCAUGUCCACUGCCCUGGAUGAUGAUCCCCAAGAUUCUAGUGCAUCUGUCGCUGCCGCGUUAAAUGUUGAUGAUCGGGUCCCCGCCACCGUGAUCACAGGUUUUCUAGGGUCCGGAAAGACAACUUUGUUGAAUCAUAUCCUGACGUCACAUCAUGGAAAACGGAUUGCUGUAAUUGAGAAUGAGUUUGGUGAGGUGGAUAUUGAUGGUUCAUUAGUUGCUAGUCAUUCGUCAUCUAAUGAGGAAAUUGUAAUGGUUAAUAAUGGUUGUCUAUGUUGUACUGUGCGGGGAGAUCUAGUCAAAAUGCUUUUGGAGUUGGCUAAGAAGAAGCGAGACAGGUUUGAUCAUAUUGUGAUAGAGACAACAGGUCUUGCAAAGCCUGGUCCUGUUAUUGAGACAUUUUGUACUGAUGAACUUGUUUCACGUUAUGUGAAACUUGAUGGAGUUGUUACGUUGGUUGACUCCAAGCAUGCCAUGCAGCAUUUGAAUGAGGUAAAACCAAGGUUUGUUGUGAAUGAGGCAGUGGAACAAGUUGCUUAUGCAGACCGUAUUAUAGUGAAUAAGAUAGAUUUGGUGACUGAGGCUGACAUUGAGGAAUUGACAAAGAGAAUUAAGCACAUUAAUGGUAUGGCACAAAUAAAGCUAGCUAAACAUGGAGUUGUUGACAUGGAUUUUGUUUUGGGAGUGGGAGGCUAUGAUCUUGACAGAAUUGAUUCAGAAGUGCACUCAGGUGGUUCCCAUUAUUCUGCUCAUCAACAUGAAAUGGGGGAUGAAUGGUUUACAACACCUUAUCAAAACAAGUUUCAUCAUCCGAAACACCACAAAGGACAUCAUCAUGACCACAUACACGAUUCGGCUGUCUCCAGUGUUAGUAUUGUUUCCGAGGGAACCCUAGAUCUUGAUGAGGUAAUUGCUUUGGUUGAGGUUGACGAUUGGCUUGAAAGACUGAUCGAAGAUAAAGGGGAGGACCUGUACAGGAUGAAGGGGGGUAUUGUCUGUGGAAGGUUCUGA
Molecule: messenger RNA, 1191 nt
Organism: Ilex paraguariensis (yerba mate)
Lineage: Eukaryota; Viridiplantae; Streptophyta; Magnoliopsida; Aquifoliales; Aquifoliaceae
Source: the annotation of a GenBank genome assembly